Ceratina calcarata is the source of this 1496-nucleotide messenger RNA. RefSeq names its product major royal jelly protein 1. Bases 113 to 1351 code for a protein of 412 amino acids. NCBI's taxonomy places the organism in Eukaryota, Metazoa, Arthropoda, Insecta, Hymenoptera, Apidae. The record is from RefSeq and is a predicted model, not a curated record. Gene Ontology annotation, cellular component: extracellular region. The transcript is spliced from 3 exons.
AGCAGUGUAACUCGAAUCGCGAGACCAAUCGCGAGUCUGCAAAUCUUCGCUCGCGCGCUACGUUUAAUCAUACUUCUGUGACACGACCAAAGAGCUUUUUGCGAAUCACGUGAUGGUACAACUUUCGAGUUUCGUUUUUACCCUCGGGUUACUGGCCUGUGCCAACGGAGCUGUCCUCGAAGUCGCCUACCAAUGGAAAUAUUUAGACUGGCUAUGGCCAAACGUUCAGUUGACCGGGAGAAAUUAUACGUUCGGCAACGCGUUCACACAAGACGUGGACAUCGACAGAUACGGUCGUAUCUUCGUGACGAGUCCUCAGUGGCUGAACGGUACACCGAUUAGCUUGUCGUUGGUAACGGACGUCGUUGGUUCCGGUGGUCCUUUGCUAAUACCAUACCCCGAUUGGUCCUGGCACACGGCGCACACUUGCGACAGCAUAAUAUCUGUGUACAGGUUGGCGAUAGAUGAAUGCAAUCGAUUGUGGGUGGUGGAUACCGGUCACAUCGGUAGAGAGGCCGUUUGUCCAACGAAAAUAUUGAUCUUCGAUCUCAGCACCGACCGGCUGGUCCAUAAAUAUGUGGUACCGGAUGAUCAAGUGCUGUACGGAAAAGCGGCAUUAGUUACGCCGAUCGUCGACGUCGGAAAAACGUGCCUCGAUACUUAUCUGUACGUGGCGGACGUGGAUCAAAAUGGCCUACUGAUUUACGACUUGUACCACGAUUAUUCGUGGCGAGUGAACAACACGCGCGGCAACGCUUUCGGGCCGGACGACGAUGCGAUGUACAUCACCAUCGCAGGCGAGAUGUUCGAUUUGACCGAUGGCACUCUCGGAAUGUCACUGUCACCGAUCGGAUUUUUUGAUGAAAGAUACCUGUACUUCAAUUCGCUGGCCAGCUUCUUACAGAAGUUUACCGAUACGUACUCCUUAAAGCAGAGCAAAUACAUCGAGCCGAUCGUGUUCGAAUCGAAUUAUAAGCGGGCGAGCCAAGCCGGCGUGCAGGCUACGUCGCGGAGGGGCAUAAUAUUUUUCCAAUUAGUCCAAUUAACGGCGGUCGCCUGUUGGAACAUUGAGAAACCGUUUGCACCGGAGUACAUCGUGACAAUUGCUCAAGACGAGGAGAAGCUGCAGUACGUGAGCGGCAUCAAAGUAAUUGUAAACAGACUGGGGGAGGAAGAACUGUGGUUCAACACGAACCGGCUGCAAAAGACAAUUAAUAUGACCCGUACACCCACCGAAACGAACUUCCGUUUAAUCAGAGGGAAAGUUGACGAUAUUAUCAGGGGGACGAAUUGCGAGCCUUCUGGCGUAAGGCGUAGAAUCCCGGAUACCAGCUUCUGGCACCGGAUAUAAAUCAGAUAAAUUGCGUUACCCUAACCGAAAUUAAUCUUCGACAGCUUCGCUGUAUAUAUUCUUACCUGAAGCUGUAGAAUAAUAAAAAUGAUGUUCCUUAGUUGCAAAGGGACGCUCGAACCGUGUGUUCGAAUAAGAUAAUUUA